UAGAAAAUAUUCGUUCAAAAUAGAAUAGAAGAAUAUUUAAUAAAUGAAAGUAUAUUCAAUAGAUAGAACAAAGACUUGUUAAAUUUACAAUUAAAUAAAGAGGUUCAUAUUUUAAGAGAAACAUAAUAAAAUUGAUUUAAAAAGUUUUAAACCAAGUUACAACGCAAUGUUAUGUAACAGGAAAUUAUAGAAAACAUUAUCAAAAAGAUUGUGACAUGUUAAUCCCCCUGAAAUAAAUUAAGCUUUAAUAAUUAUGAAAAGGGGCACAUUUUAGACAAUAAAUCAUUAUCAAUAGGGAUAGCGUCCCGCCGAAGGCAAAGCGAUUAUUUUAUAAAAAAAUAAUCGUCUAUUGUAUAAUAGGUUUUAGGGAGGAGUAACUCAAAUUAAUUUUAAAUUGAGGAAUAAAUUAUCUUGUGAUUGGACAAACAAAUUUAGGUUGAUCUUUGAGUGACCACGUGGAAAAAAGGUUUUAAGGGAUAAAUUUUGAUAAUAAACUUCACUUGGUCACUUGAUAGCAAGAAUAAAGAUAUAGCCUGAAUUUGUGUCCAUUAUAUUUAAGGUAUGUAAAGUAUAAGUGUUAACAAUUAAUUAAGAAUAAUAAUUUAACUCUUAAUGGAUUUAUUUUGUUAAAUCAAAUUAAAGUAAAAGAACCUUUUCAGUUACGAUAAGUAUAUUUAUAUAAUUUGUAAAGUUUAUAGGUUUGUUGAAUAUUAGGUAAUUCAAUCAAGAAUUUAAGCAUAUAAUAAGUUCCGUAAAGAUUACAUGUUUGCAGCUAUUGGUUUUAUUUUAUAAUAUUAAAGGGACAUAAUUUGAUAUUGUUUAGAACGAUACUCGUUUGAAGAAAACAAUUUUAGAAAUAAUAAGAACCAAAGGAAUAUUUAAAAUGAUAUUUAUAGAUAAGUUCAACUCUAAGAUAGUCAGGAAACUGAACAAUAAGCAGUAAGUCUUGGGAAGGCGAAAAUAAUUAGGUUUGAUCAACAAGAGAAAAUGUUUAUAUCAACGGGAUACUAGGACUGUAAAAUAAUGUUUAUUACUUAAGAAUGCAAAGAUAUAAGUAAAUAUAUAUUGCUCGAAAGUCCUUAAUUAAUUAUGUCUUUCAAUUCGGAUCAUGCAUUUUAUAAUAUAAGUUAUUUAUUUUUAUAAGAAAUAAAAUAUACUGCCAGUUCAAUUUGAGCUUGAAAUGUGAAGAUUAUAUAUGAGAUUGAGAUAUACAAUUUUACAAUGUUCAUUGUUAAAGGUUUAUAAUAAAGUAUUUAGUUUGACAAAUAGUCAGGGACUAUCCAAAUUGAGUGUUAACUCUAAUUUCAUAUAUAUAUUUAAGAAUGUAAAGAUGAGAGUUAGUUCCCUUGUUAAAAGAUGAUUUUGGAAUAUGCAGAAUUUAUAUUUAAGGUUCUUUAUAUGCAUGUAUGUUUCUUUUAUUUUUGAUAUCGUUAAUUCAUAAUGUAUGUACAAUUGUAAUUAAAUGUUCAUGAUGUUCACUUGGUCACUUGAUAGCAAGAAUAAAGAUAUAGCCUGAAUUUGUGUCCAUUAUAUUUAAGGUCCAGCGGCAAAAAGUUAUCAAGUAUAGCACGAUACAAAACACCCCCAAGUAUCGACACAACAGAUUUGGUGGAGGAGAGAGGAAAGAACGGUACCUAAAAUUUAGAAAUGCCAAGCACCCCCCUAAACAGAAACUUGCGGUCGACCAACAAAACCACAGAAGGAGACCAGCAAGCAACAGAAAGAAUCAUAACAACUGAACCAACUCAACGUAGAACAGAAAGUGUUGGAACAACAGCUGGUACAAGUGGAAUUUCAACAACUAGUACAAGUGGAAUUUCAACAACUGGUACAACUGGAACUACAACAACUAAUAAUAGUGACAACACAACAACUGGUACAACUCAAGUUACUACAGUGGAAAUACAUCCAGAAAGUGACACACAAGGAAUAGUACAACAUACAACCAUGCAACAACAGGACCAAGCACAACAAAAUCCACAGAUAUUUAACCAUAGUUACUUCUUUUCAUCCAGUAGAGGACGUGGAAUCAAACAACAUAUUAAAUGCAAAGAUUUUUUUGUUAAACCAGGUGCCAAACUUUUUGAUCUUUGUGAAAUAGCAUUUCAAAAAUUGAAAAAUAUAAAAGAAAAGAAAUUAGUUUACAUUAUGGCAGGAAUUCCUGACAUGUGUGUUAAAGACAAAGACUACAAGAAAACAUAUGAAGAAGUAUAUUUUGACAAAAAAAGUGACAAAGUCAUUGAAAUUAAACAUGCCUUAGAAUUUAUUACAGAAAGGUUAAGUAAAAUAAAUUGCUAUAUCAUUUAUGUUCCAAUUACAACAAUGAAUAUUGAAAAAUGGAACUACCAUAGACUUUAUAUAAAUAAAACAAAAUUCCUUCUUCAUACAGAAAACUAUAUGAAAAUGCAAGACAACUUAAAUUGGGCUGUUCAUCAGAUAAAUAUAUAUAUUAUAAGCCACAAUAAAACAUCUGAAUUGGCAACUCCAUUAAUACAAGCAUAUGUACACAAAUCUACUGGAUCAAAGAAAAGAUAUGCAUAUGCAAAACUGGUGGAUGGUGUUCAUCCAUCAGAACAAUUGAUUCAAUCAUGGGUAAAACAAAUAAAAAAAACCAUGAGUGAAAAUGAAUCCAGGUUACAAAUGUAGAAUAGAUGAAAAUUGAUGUGCAUGUAUAUAUGUUAUUGGUGUAAUUUUUUUUAUAUAUAGAAACAGUAACAAUGAGUAAUUUUAUGUUAUUUUAUUUAGCAUACAGUUAACUUUGAGGGACCAAAGUUUUUUUUGUCCGACAGGGUAUUUGUGACGUAGAAAAUAUUCGUUCAAAAUAGAAUAGAAGAAUAUUUAAUAAAUGAAAGUAUAUUCAAUAGAUAGAACAAAGACUUGUUAAAUUUACAAUUAAAUAAAGAGGUUCAUAUUUUAAGAGAAACAUAAUAAAAUUGAUUUAAAAAGUUUUAAACCAAGUUACAACGCAAUGUUAUGUAACAGGAAAUUAUAGAAAACAUUAUCAAAAAGAUUGUGACAUGUUAAUCCCCCUGAAAUAAAUUAAGCUUUAAUAAUUAUGAAAAGGGGCACAUUUUAGACAAUAAAUCAUUAUCAAUAGGGAUAGCGUCCCGCCGAAGGCAAAGCGAUUAUUUUAUAAAAAAAUAAUCGUCUAUUGUAUAAUAGGUUUUAGGGAGGAGUAACUCAAAUUAAUUUUAAAUUGAGGAAUAAAUUAUCUUGUGAUUGGACAAACAAAUUUAGGUUGAUCUUUGAGUGACCACGUGGAAAAAAGGUUUUAAGGGAUAAAUUUUGAUAAUAAACUUCACUUGGUCACUUGAUAGCAAGAAUAAAGAUAUAGCCUGAAUUUGUGUCCAUUAUAUUUAAGGUAUGUAAAGUAUAAGUGUUAACAAUUAAUUAAGAAUAAUAAUUUAACUCUUAAUGGAUUUAUUUUGUUAAAUCAAAUUAAAGUAAAAGAACCUUUUCAGUUACGAUAAGUAUAUUUAUAUAAUUUGUAAAGUUUAUAGGUUUGUUGAAUAUUAGGUAAUUCAAUCAAGAAUUUAAGCAUAUAAUAAGUUCCGUAAAGAUUACAUGUUUGCAGCUAUUGGUUUUAUUUUAUAAUAUUAAAGGGACAUAAUUUGAUAUUGUUUAGAACGAUACUCGUUUGAAGAAAACAAUUUUAGAAAUAAUAAGAACCAAAGGAAUAUUUAAAAUGAUAUUUAUAGAUAAGUUCAACUCUAAGAUAGUCAGGAAACUGAACAAUAAGCAGUAAGUCUUGGGAAGGCGAAAAUAAUUAGGUUUGAUCAACAAGAGAAAAUGUUUAUAUCAACGGGAUACUAGGACUGUAAAAUAAUGUUUAUUACUUAAGAAUGCAAAGAUAUAAGUAAAUAUAUAUUGCUCGAAAGUCCUUAAUUAAUUAUGUCUUUCAAUUCGGAUCAUGCAUUUUAUAAUAUAAGUUAUUUAUUUUUAUAAGAAAUAAAAUAUACUGCCAGUUCAAUUUGAGCUUGAAAUGUGAAGAUUAUAUAUGAGAUUGAGAUAUACAAUUUUACAAUGUUCAUUGUUAAAGGUUUAUAAUAAAGUAUUUAGUUUGACAAAUAGUCAGGGACUAUCCAAAUUGAGUGUUAACUCUAAUUUCAUAUAUAUAUUUAAGAAUGUAAAGAUGAGAGUUAGUUCCCUUGUUAAAAGAUGAUUUUGGAAUAUGCAGAAUUUAUAUUUAAGGUUCUUUAUAUGCAUGUAUGUUUCUUUUAUUUUUGAUAUCGUUAAUUCAUAAUGUAUGUACAAUUGUAAUUAAAUGUUCAUGAUGUUCACUUGGUCACUUGAUAGCAAGAAUAAAGAUAUAGCCUGAAUUUGUGUCCAUUAUAUUUAAGGUCCAGCGGCAAAAAGUUAUCAAGUAUAGCACGAUACAAAACACCCCCAAGUAUCGACACA
Molecule: messenger RNA, 4401 nt
Organism: Mytilus trossulus (common blue mussel)
Lineage: Eukaryota; Metazoa; Mollusca; Bivalvia; Mytilida; Mytilidae
Exons: 2
Coding region: 1648-2646 (332 amino acids)
Source: RefSeq, a predicted model, not a curated record